AUGAGAGACAAGGAGAUGAUAUCGCAGGAGGUCGGCCUCGAUGCGACCGCCCAAGAUGACUGGGACAUGCAGCGUCUGGGCAAGACACAGCAGUUCAAGAGAAAUUUCCGAUUUUAUUCGAUUUUGGGAUUCACGACGACGUUGAUGGCCACAUGGGAGUCUAUUCUAUUAACGAGUACCUAUGGUCUUAUCGAUGGUGGAAAAGCGGGCAUGAUCUAUGUAUACAUUGCUUCGUUUGUGGGCUUUUUCGCCGCGGUCGUGUCCAUGGCUGAAAUCGCGUCGAUCUCGCCAACAUCCGGUGGACAGUACCACUGGGUCAGUGAAUUUGCUUGGCCCAGGUACCAGCGAUUCUUGAGUUAUCUCACCGGAUGGCUGUCGGUUCUGGGAUGGCAGGCCGCUUUUGCGAGUAUCUGCUACCUAUGCGGUACCUUGAUCCAGGGAUUACUGGUCUUCAACUACUCAGAUCCCUCCGGCUGGGUGUAUGGAUAUGAGCGCUGGCACGGUACUCUGCUGACCAUCGCCAUCGCCGCUGUCGGAACUAUUGUCAAUACUUGGGGCUACAAGAUUCUCCCUCCCAUGGAGGGUCUCAUCCUCGCUAUUCAUCUCGGUGGAUUUGUCGCUGUUCUCGUUUUGAUGUGGGCGAUGUCCCCCGGGCAGGCCUCUGGUGAAUCGGUCUGGAAGGAAUUCACCAACUCUGGUGGAUGGUCGAGUAUAGGACUGGCAUGUUUGGUUGGCCAGCUUACUCCCAUUUUCUCCUGGACAGGCCCGGAUGCCGCUACCCAUAUGUCUGAGGAGAUCCAGAACGCCGCCUUGAUUGUGCCGUGGUGCAUGGUUUCAACCGCUCUGAUCAACGGUGCCCUCGGUUUCAUCAUGUUGGUCACUCUUCUAUACAACAUGGGUCCCUUGACAGACGCCAUCCUCGAACCCGCCAGCGGAUUUUCUUUCCUGCCCGCAGUCCAACGCGCUACCGGUUCUAUUCCUGCCACCAACGGUGUGGCCGCCAUCAUCCUCGUCCUCGAAGUCUGCAGUGCAAUCGGAAUUCUUGCAACCGUCUCCCGUCAGACCUUUGCUUUCGCCCGUGACGACGCCCUGCCAUUCUCCAAGCAGCUUGCACACGUGAACCGACGAACCCAGAUCCCCGUUUGCUCGGUGCUGGUCUCGACCAUCAUCACCGUGCUACUGAGCUUGAUCAACAUCGGAUCUACGGCCGCGUUCAACGCCGUCGCAUCCGUCAUGAUUGCUGCUCUCUUCACGACAUAUAUUCUGCCAAUCGCCGCGGUCAUCCGGGUUCGUUUCCAACCGGGCGGUAUCCCACCAGCACGCUUCUCGCUCGGCUCAUUCGGGUUGGCUAUCAAUGUCUUCUCCCUUGCAUGGCUUUGCUUUGCCAUUAUCUUCACCUUCUUCCCCACUGCUAACAACCCAACACCUGUGGAUAUGAAUUGGUCUAUCCUGGUCUUUGGUGCUGUGGUCAUUUUCGCUAUUAUUCUAUACAUUCUUCAUGGUCGCCGUGUUUACAGGGCACCUGUGACUCAGGUUCGGAAGGUUGACUAA
Messenger RNA from Penicillium antarcticum, 1551 nucleotides. RefSeq lists its product as uncharacterized. The record is from RefSeq and is a predicted model, not a curated record. The transcript has 6 exons. Gene Ontology annotation, molecular function: transmembrane transporter activity. Lineage: Eukaryota; Fungi; Ascomycota; Eurotiomycetes; Eurotiales; Aspergillaceae. Gene Ontology annotation, biological process: transmembrane transport. The coding region runs from base 1 to 1551 and encodes 516 amino acids. Gene Ontology annotation, cellular component: membrane.